Tuber aestivum (summer truffle) is the source of this 1104-nucleotide messenger RNA. The record is from the annotation of a GenBank genome assembly. Lineage: Eukaryota; Fungi; Ascomycota; Pezizomycetes; Pezizales; Tuberaceae.
AACCUCCCACAGACCAUAUCACUCCGUUACUCCACACUGCAGCAAUGCUUCUUUCUCUAAGGUCCCGCUCCCUGCUCUUGCCUCCAUUUAGUGGACACGUCGGCCCCAUUCGAAAGCUCGCUUCUUCUACCAGGAAGCUAGCUACUACUUCAUUCAUACCCACUCCCUUGGAAAUGAAGACCGGAUUUCAUGAGUACAAGGAGGAUCUCGGCAAUUUUGUAAAUGACAUAGCAGGCACCCUUGAGACCUAUAGGGGAGUCGGCGAGUUUGAUGGUCCGGACCCGGACCCCCGGAACAAACAGCUUGAGAUGCAGUGCAAGGAGAAUUUGGAGAUACUUCGGGAUCUGAGGGUAGGCUCUUCAUUCUUAGCCACCACAUUAUUUCUAACGUCCUUCUACCUAGUUUAAUCUUUUGACCGAGAGAGCCGAAAAGAUGAGGUUCAAGGGGGAGUUUAACAUUCUUGGGGCCUUAGGUAUGCCUACAAAAUCGAGUGGUUUCCAGCGCUUAAUAACCUGAUGCAUCAGAAUUCAUCGUUUACAGCGCCCGACUGAAUAAAAGAAUCACAUCAUCCGCAGGUGUGCAAAAAGGAUUGAUUGAGCUCGCCGGCAAGGAGGAAUUCAUAAAGAUUGUUCAGCAGGAAGUUCAAGACCGUGGGCUGAACCUCGAGGAUGUGAUAGCUUGCGUCCCAGGCAUCUAUGAUGAAGUAUCCAAUCGCCCGCAUGAUAACUAUUCCAAGAUUGUUCUCUGGGCACGGGAAUAUACACCGAACCAGGUAGCCGCCCUUGUAGGCUUCCUAAAGAUGCAGAGUAAGUGGCCUCAUGCAUUGGACUGGCGAGAGGAUAGGAACAGGGAUUCUUGGGAUGCAUGCUUGUGUUGUCCUCCCAAACCCAAAUCUACUAAGUAGUUCUGCCAGAACGGCUUGUUGGGCGGUGCAUCAGGGCCAACAUGUUGGAUUGCCUUUAAGGUAUGCGGGUAGAAGGCCCGUUAUAGUGGAUGUACUCAUGAGACCAUUUUUGUAAAUCGAGAUUGCUCCCUGUCUGUAUGCACACUAGAAGCCUACCUUUCUCACCGAGGGUCGUAUCUUAAUGCUCUUUCUCUCUCUGA